Messenger RNA from Carlito syrichta (Philippine tarsier), 974 nucleotides. It is a transcript of the gene HMOX1, whose product is annotated as heme oxygenase 1. The coding region runs from base 9 to 851 and encodes 280 amino acids. Gene Ontology annotation, biological process: heme oxidation; heme catabolic process; response to oxidative stress. The record is from RefSeq and is a predicted model, not a curated record. The transcript has 4 exons. Gene Ontology annotation, molecular function: heme binding; heme oxygenase (decyclizing) activity. NCBI's taxonomy places the organism in Eukaryota, Metazoa, Chordata, Mammalia, Primates, Tarsiidae.
UCUGCAGCAUGCCUCAGGAUUUAUCAGAGGCCCUGAAGGAGGCCACUAAGGAAGUGCAUACCCAGGCAGAAAAUGUUGAGUUCAUGAAGAACUUUCAGAAGGGCCAGGUGACCCGAGAAGGCUUUAAGCUGGUGAUGGCCUCUCUGUACCACGUGUACGUGGCCCUGGAGGAGGAGAUUGAGCGCAACAGGGAGAACCCCGUCUACGCGCCCCUCUACUUCCCGGAAGAGCUACACCGCCGGGCUGCCCUGGAGCAGGACAUGGCCUUCUGGUUCGGGCCUGGCUGGGAGGAGGCCAUCCCCUACACGCCCGCCACGCAGCGCUAUGUGCGGCGGCUGCAUGAGGUGGGGCGCCUGGAGCCUGAGCUGCUGGUGGCCCAUGCCUAUACCCGCUACCUGGGCGACCUCUCCGGGGGCCAGGUGCUCAAGAAGAUCGCCCAGAAGGCCCUGGGCCUGCCCAGCUCUGGCGAGGGCCUGGCCUUCUUCACCUUCCCUAACGUCGCCAGUGCCACCAAGUUCAAGCAGCUCUACCGCUCCCGCAUGAACUCUCUGGAGAUGAGCCCCGAAGUCCAGCAGCGGGUCAUCGAGGAGGCCAAGACCGCAUUCUUGCUCAACAUCCAGCUCUUUGAGGAGUUGCAGGAGCUGCUGACCCAGGAUGCCAAGGACCAGAGCCCAUCGCAGGCACCAGGGCUUCGCCAGCGUACCAGCAGCAGGGUGCAAGACUCCGCCUCCUUGGAGACUCCCAGAGGGAAACCCCAGCCCAGUGUCCUCUCCCGGGCUCCACUCCUCCGAUGGGUCCUCACGCUCAGCUUCCUGGUGGCCACCGUUGCCGUGGGACUUUAUGCCAUGUGAAUGCACAUGUGCUGGCUCCCAGGGCCAAGAACUCUGUCCAGUGGUGGGCCUUCUUUCUGGAGAGGGGACAUCUCUUGACUGGCUUCCUCAUCCUGGGCAAGGGGGCCCCCAGCCCUCUCUCUG